Messenger RNA from Olea europaea var. sylvestris, 936 nucleotides. RefSeq lists its product as uncharacterized. The transcript has a single exon. Lineage: Eukaryota; Viridiplantae; Streptophyta; Magnoliopsida; Lamiales; Oleaceae. The coding region runs from base 16 to 936 and encodes 306 amino acids. The record is from RefSeq and is a predicted model, not a curated record.
GCUGGAAAUGAUUUGAUGUACAUUGAUCAGUUUAAGAAGGUUUUGGAUCAACAAUUUAAGCUAAAGGACCUUGGAACUUUGAAGUAUUUCCUAGGUCUUGAAGUGGCUAGAAAUAACACUUGGAUCUCCAUUUGCCAAAGGAAAUAUGCUUUGGAAGUCUUGGAAGAUGCGGGAUAUUUGGGUGCUAAACCCGCCAAAACACCUUUACAGCAAAAUUUGAAACUUUCCAAAUCAGAUGGUGACCUGAUCACUGAUCCCAGCACCUACAGAAGACUUGUAGGCAGAUUACUCUACCUUACCAUCACCAGACCAGAUCUCACUUAUCCGGUUCAGAUCCUCAGUCAGUUUGUUGACUCACCUAGACAACCACAUCUUAAUGCAGCCUUGCAUGUACUAAGAUAUCUUAAGGGGACUGCAGGACAAGGUUUGGUCUUUGAAAAGGAUUCAGAGGUGCAACUUAAAGGGUUCUGUGAUGCAGACUGGGCUGCAUGCUCAGAUACCCGAAGAUCCAUCACGGGGUAUUGUAUAUUUUUGGGAAAUUCAUUAAUUUCAUGGCGAUCAAAGAAGCAAAGCACUGUGUCCAGGUCCUCUGCAGAAGCUGAAUACAGAGCUAUGGCUUCAGUAGUAUGUGAAUUAACAUGGUUGCAAUACAUACUUGCUGAUUUGGGAAUUAAACAUAAGGAUCCAGCAUUAUUAUUUUGUGAUAAUCAAGCAGCCAUACAUAUUGCAGCAAAUCAAGUUUAUCAUGAAAGAACAAAACAUAUCGAACUGGAUUGUCACGUGGUCAGAGAGAAAAUACAAGAGGGUAAGAUCAGAACUAUGCAUCUAAGUACUAAGGAUCAACUUGCAGAUAUGUUAACUAAAUCUAUUGGAGGAAUGAGGUUCAGAGCACUGUUAAGCAAGAUGGGAGUUCAUAAUCUUCACCUUCCAUCUUGA